Orbicella faveolata is the source of this 444-nucleotide messenger RNA. RefSeq lists its product as uncharacterized. Gene Ontology annotation, cellular component: signaling receptor complex; plasma membrane. The record is from RefSeq and is a predicted model, not a curated record. Gene Ontology annotation, biological process: protein phosphorylation; positive regulation of kinase activity; multicellular organism development. NCBI's taxonomy places the organism in Eukaryota, Metazoa, Cnidaria, Anthozoa, Scleractinia, Merulinidae. Gene Ontology annotation, molecular function: protein binding; ATP binding; transmembrane receptor protein tyrosine kinase activity.
AUGCGACAAACCCAAGAAAGCGUUUACAAACUAAAGAAAGGGAAAAAGAUACCGGUCAAAUGGAUGGCACCAGAAGCACUGUACAACAGUGAAUACACCACGAAAAGCGAUGUGUGGUCUUUUGGAAUUCUUCUCUGGGAACUCUGUACAAUGGGAGGAAAUCCUUAUCCUGGAAUAAACAACAAGGAGUUGUACAAUCUUCUCAAAACAGGAUAUCGCAUGGAAAAACCAGACACAUGCUCUGAUAAACUUUAUCAGCUGGUUCAAAGUUGUUGGACGGAGAAGCCCAGCGAAAGACCGACAUUUGAAAGUGCGACGAAAUCACUGGAAGAAAUGAUGCAGGAGGACACUCCAUAUCUGGACUUUGAAUCGCUUGAUGAGUCCAAGGCAUAUUACUGUAGCGAGAAGCUUUCUGACGACGAUGUCGCAGACACCUUUCUGUAA